Zingiber officinale is the source of this 1000-nucleotide messenger RNA. RefSeq lists its product as uncharacterized. The transcript has 3 exons. Lineage: Eukaryota; Viridiplantae; Streptophyta; Magnoliopsida; Zingiberales; Zingiberaceae. The record is from RefSeq and is a predicted model, not a curated record. Bases 1 to 732 code for a protein of 243 amino acids.
AUGGGGAAGGGAAAAAGGCUAGGAGGUUCUGGUGAAUACAAUUCUUUUGUUGUUCAGUUUGCUUUACCUAUUAUUGUUCAAGAGACUCGAGCCGCCGACUUCUUUUCCUCUCUAUCCUUUAUCCGUCUCUCUCACACGCUGGCGUCAUCAUCCAGGAGAACUAGCGGAUCGGUGCUCUCUUCCCGGAGAUCUACCUCGCCGGGUGGUGGCUCCUCCGCUUUCGCCUCCUCUUCCUCCAGUUUUACUUCCCGAGCCACUGCUGCCUUGUUUGACCGCCAGUAUCAGCGCCAUCGUGCCGCCUCACCAACCCGCGUGCAUCUCUACGGCGCCUCCCCUCCCCAUCCUCCUGUGGUACGCUUCUCCCUCGAUCGUUCCACUUCUCCUGGUCGUUCCCUCUCCGUUCCCGACAAGCGUUCCCCUUCGGCUGCCGCCUCCCCUGUACGCCGCACCUGUCUUUGCUCCCCCACCACCCACCCUGGAUCCUUUCGCUGCAGCCUCCACAAGGGCAACCAAUACCAAACCGCUUCCUUUGCCUCUCAGUCGAACCGUCUCAACGCUUGCCGUUCUGCCAUGAAAAACUCACUGGUCCGUAUCGGAGCCGUCGAGGGCGAUUGGGUGAAGCGUGCGCUCUCCGCCCUCAUUCGCCCUUCAUCCCACCAGCAGCGCCGCCGGUGUGACUUCCUACCUCGCCCCAGCCCCCUCUCCCGCAUGUCCAAAGCCGGCGAUCCGUAGAUCGACAGAUCUCAAAUCAGGUUCGUUAAAAAAAUUGGAAAAAUAAAAAUCCGUUCUAAUCUUUCACCAGAGAUUCUUCAUCGACCGGCCGAUUUUGAUCGGAGAGGAAGGUUGGAGUUUUUUUUGCUGAUUUUUCCCAUUAAAUAAAAAAUUGUACCAAAAACAGCAGGCUGAUCUGCUCCGUCCAUUUGUAUAUGCUUUUCUGCUGCCGUCGAUGCUGCCUAAUGAACAAGCACAUCGGAAUAGAAUUGAGGACGACAUAUCAGAA